UUUGAUUGAGAAAAUUCUGAUAGUAUGGUGUCUUCUUUUCAUCUGUCUUAGCAUAUUGAUCCUGAGUUAAUUUACAGGAACGUCCCGAUGCAGAGAGACAGAUUGCUUCUUUAGGAGAAAAAGGCAAAAAAUCAUUGAAGGGCUCCCAAUCCAAUACAGUUUUCCACCCACUUGUUGAUAGACUCCAAGCAUGCGAUGUUAACAGUCCAUACCUUUUUAGCUGCUCUGUAACAUCAUUCUAUAUAUAGACUUAGCAUGUGACUCCACAGUCACUAUCUUAAUUUCAUAGCUCUUCCCUUUAAUUGCAUUCUGCUGCUGCUACAAUAAUAAUACUAGUAGUACAUGAAUAUGAAGCCUUUGGUCAACAGUACCCUUUGGCUAGUGGUGCUGUAUUGUGCAAUUAUUACUACAAAUUAUUCAGUAGUAGCACAUUCAAGGAAGUGUGAUUUUCCAGCAAUAUUCAACUUUGGUGACUCAAAUUCAGACACUGGAGGUCUUUCUGCUGCCUUUGGACAACCUGGUUAUCCUUAUGGAGAGUCCUUCUUCCAUCACCCUGUUGGUCGUUACUGUGAUGGCCGUCUAAUUGUUGAUUUCAUUGCCGAGAAGCUGGGUCUUCCAUAUUUGAAUGCAUACCUUGAUGCUGUUGGCUCAAAUUUUAGCCAUGGAGCAAACUUUGCAACUGCUGGAUCCACCAUUAGACCUCAGAAUACAACCCUUCAUCAAACUGGUGGUUUCAGCCCUUUCUCUUUGGAUGUUCAAUUCAAUCAGUUCAAUGAUUUCCAGCGUAGGACUCAAUUUUUUCGCAAUAAUAAAGGUGGAAUAUAUAAAACAUUGUUACCAAAAGCAGAAGAUUUUUCGCGAGCAUUAUACACAUUUGAUAUUGGUCAAAAUGACUUGGCAUCCGGUUACUUCCACAACAUGUCCGUCGAUCAAGUUAGAGCAUAUGUUCCUGAUGUCUUGGCUCAAUUCAAGAGCACAAUCAAGAAUGUAUAUUCUCGCGGGGGAAGAUCAUUUUGGGUUCACAAUACUGGUCCUGUUGGUUGUUUGCCAUACAUCAUUGAACUUCACAAAGUAACACCAGAUAAAGUAGACAAAGCAGGAUGUUCAACCCCUUAUAAUGAAGUGGCUAAGUUCUUCAAUCAUGAACUCAAACAAGCUGUUGUUCAGCUCAGGAAAAAGCUUCCCUUGGCUGCCAUAACCUAUGUUGAUGUUUACUCCGCCAAGUACUCUCUCAUUAGUCAAGCACACAAACAUGGUUUUGAGGAACCUUUGAGAGCUUGUUGUGGACAUGGUGGAAAGUACAACUACAAUCUACACAUUGGAUGUGGAGCAAAGGUUAAGAUUCAUGGAAAAGAGAUUUUGAUUGCAAAACCAUGCAAGGAUCCAUCUGUUGUGGUUAAUUGGGAUGGUGUUCAUUUAACUCAGGCUGCUAAUAAAUGGGUGUUUGAGCAAAUUGUAGAUGGUUCUUUUUCUGAUCCUCCUAUUCCUUUGAACAUGGCAUGUCAUAAGCACCCUUAAUUGAAGGGUUGCCUAAAAAAUGUUUCACCUCUAUUAAUUGAGAGAAACUUGUUUCUUAGUUUGAUAGGAUUUUGUUGGAGAAAUAAAAUUGACAAGAGGAUUUUGAGUUCUAAAUAAUAAUGUUCACUGAGUUUUGAGCUUAA
Messenger RNA from Trifolium pratense (red clover), 1661 nucleotides. Its product is annotated as GDSL esterase/lipase At3g26430-like. Gene Ontology annotation, molecular function: hydrolase activity, acting on ester bonds. Lineage: Eukaryota; Viridiplantae; Streptophyta; Magnoliopsida; Fabales; Fabaceae. The transcript is spliced from 6 exons. The record is from RefSeq and is a predicted model, not a curated record. Bases 343 to 1518 code for a protein of 391 amino acids.